UGCUCCUGCGUCUUUUAGAUUUCUUCGUGUAGAAAAUCACGCUUUGCACAAACUAGCGCCAGAGUUUUUGUUUUCGCGUGUGAACAAAAAUUGCACUUUCAGACCGUCGUGCUGGGUGUGUCUUGUUAUCUCGUACUUCUUGUCCCCAACGAACUGCUUCGUCGUGAAGGAAGUACUCUUUUAUCUUCACCCCCCACUACAGUAUGAGUGCCCGCCACGGUGGCGGCUCAAGCGGGGGUGGCAGUGACGACGACGAGUACAACGAUCGCCGAGGACCCGGCGCAGGCGCUGUUCCGCCCGCUGGAGCAUCAUCAAUGGCAGACCGGUCGUCCCACCAGCAGCCCGGCGACCGGGAGAGGUCGGAGGACGACGGAAACGGGAGCAACAUCGAAAUGGAAGUGAUAGACGACGAUGCUCCUGAAAUUGAGCAGGAACACGAGGACAUCGCUGCCGGCGACGACGCGGGCGGGGAUCAUGAUGCAGAAGAUGGGUUAGCGGACGAUGCUGACGACGACCUAGAUAUCGAAGGUGAAGAUGAAUCGGGCGAGGAGGAAGAGGAGGCAAGCGCGUCUGUGUCUGAGGGAGCGGAUGACGACGCGGGAAUGGACGAUGAAGAUGACGACGGCGACUAUAUGCCACGAAAGAACUACUGCUCUCAGCAGGAUCAUCCACGUCUACGAUUGACGCUCUUGCUCUUUGUGCUUGUGAAAAUUUUUGUGUAGUACAUCUUACAGGUGGUCUCUGCAAUUGCAUCUGAUCUCUUCAUCUCCACGCCCACAUCAUCAAAUGGAAGGAUUUACAAUCACUAGUGCAGUGUGUUGAUUCCGGUCUCGUUUAGUUGGUAGGAAUUAUGGUGGUAUAAUAUGAAGAUCCUCACUUUUUAACAAAGAGAAUCAAAAGGCCAUACGUAGAUAUGAGUUUUCUCUGCGGGUUUUUUCGUGGAUAGCGCCCGAUGAAUCGGAAGAGGAAGAGUCGUCGGCGGAAGAAAGCGACGAGGAGGACGAGGAAAAUGAAAAUGACCAGCAAGACCCCGAACGCAGUGAGAACUCCGACCCGUCGCCCGUCCGGCACCGGGGCAAGAACGCUCCGGAAAUCACCCGACAAGGCGGUGGUGCGGACUUGGUACCGCCGCGGGCGCCGGGAAUGAGCGGAGGUGUCGGUGGUGCUGGAGAGAAGCAGAAACUACCGCCAUCGUCGAAGGACCGCAGUACUACUUGUUGAUUGUGACAACUCUUGGUUGUUGUUUGUAAUUGUAGCGCAUGGCGCAAGUACAGAAUCUAGUAUGUAUCGUGAUGCUACUCGGAAUACAAGUGCUAGCGGCACCAGCUCUCUUUGACUCUCACUCGGUUUUCUUAUGUGGAGAAGCUGCGCCUCGGUUCCGCUACUGAAUCAAUGUGAGAACACGUUUUAAAGCCCCCGGUUAUUUGUCGAGUGUAGAGCGAUCCUCCUGGCGGAAAUUAUGUUUGCUUCCGCUUAUACGUGGAACACAUCUUGGCAAUUAUGUUCCCUCUGUCUUCUACAAAGCCACAACAGCUCCUUCGAACCUCAUAGCAUUUUGAGUUUCUACCUGUUGUAUGCGUUCCUCUCCACCUUAGAAGUCCCUGCAGCUGCAACUGCAACUCGUUUACUCUUUACACAAAGAGCUCCAGCGGUUCGCAGCAUAAUUAGUAGAAGUCAAGUUUUUCUGUACACGCUCUCACUCACAUCACCGGUCACAAUACUCUGACUGCGACUGGAAUAGGACCACGUACCUGUGAUGUUUUCAUGGUACGCUUGGGGGACAACAAAGCAUGUUUUGCAAUUAAUAUGCUGCUCGAGACCCAGCUUAGACAAAGACGCACAUAAUCCUACAUUCCAACAUGUAAGGUGCGCCACACAACUCCUCGUCCCAACUCCAAGUUCCAGCACAUCAGCCGGUUAAGAACCAGCUGCACAUCGCACCAGCAGUGGUCCCGCAGCAGAAAAAGAUCGAGCCCCAAGGUGGCCUCGGUCUCUCUUCGGUAAGUUCCUCCCGUGCUGUUUCUCCGGCCACACUGCAGCAAGGAGCAAAGAUGAUCGUGCCGCCGAAGCUGGCUUUGCCCAAACCGCCGACGAGAGAGGAGUCGUCAUCCUCCAGCUCGGCGAGGAGCGCCGUCGCGGCCGUGUUACGACCUGGUAACACUGCACUAUCAAGUGGUGCGAAUUAUGCCCAAGACGGGGUGAGGAUCGGCAGCCCGACGGACUUUUCCGCUGGCAGCACUGCUGCGUUUGGUGCUGCGGCAUCCUCCUCCUCUACCUCCACCGCAUCGAAUAUUUUCGGCAGACUGUGGGGCUGGGUGAAGAGCACGGCGGGUUCGGUGUUUAAGAGAAGCAAGGAGGAACGGGAUGCGGUCGCGGUAGAGGAGGAGCUGGCACGGGAAAGGGAAGAGAGGCAGAGAAGAGGAAGCACAACAGGAGCUGCGAACGAGACAUCUGCACGUGUGCCCGCCGUUCCACCCAACUCGAAGGUGACGAACGUACCAGCGGACAAACUGGAUGUUAGAGACGAAGGUGACGAUGUGGUGAUGGAAGAUGCUGGGGUGAUACGACUGGAACAGGUAGAAGCUGAUGUCGCUGGAAACGAAAAGCAAGCCGAGCAGGUUGAUGAAGAGGGGAAGGAAAAAAGCAGUCCGUCUGCAAAGAAGCGACGUAUAAUAUCAUAAUUUUCGUAAAUUAGCAUUUUCAUCGCUUUUUUUGGCUCUGCAAAGGUUGUAGCAAAUAACUGUUUUCUUGCAGCAUCCAGGUUGAUGUAGUUAGGAGUAAAACUAAAAUCAUGCUCAGAAGAAAAUAAUCUCGAUCUCCCUAUCACAGGUAUCAGCAAGGAAGACAAUGCCAUCGCUUCAGCUGCCGCCAUCCAGCAGGGCGAUAAGGUCGUGCCAAGGAGAAAGUCCGGCGCCUCCCCUCCCAUGAAAAGCAAGUCGCCAACGAGUAAAAAAUCAAAAGAUUCUUCCCAUUCGAUGAAAUCGAAGUCACCGGCUGGCGGGAAGAAAACCUCUACAGGAUCCGUGGAGCACGAUCAGCAACCUCCUGUGAAAGCUCCGUCCCUAGUAUCGAAGAGCCAUCUAGUCGUGCCUUCUGCUCCGCCAGCGGAACAGAACCUCCGAGCAAGCAGCGGAUCAUCGUCGCCAAAACUGGCCGCGAAUAUGACCGGAUCCAAACGCCCACCAUCGAAUCCGUAUCUGACAAAGCCGGACGAAACCAUCGAGAAGUUGCAGAAGGCAACCGGAACGCCGAGAACCCCGCAUCGAUGCUCCGUUCCCCCGAAUCCGUUUAAAAAUCGGCUACUGCAUCACAGCGCUUCGCCGUCGAAGCACCAACGAAAAAUUGAGGCGAAAAAGUAUAAAUGAGUUUUGUCGGGAGAACAAGAUGUGCAUAUCAUGAGAUGACAUUAUCUGGUGCAAGAGGAUCACUGCUCUUUUUUCAAUUUCGAUUUCAUUCUAUCUUGAAAGAUCGCGAAACCAUUAUCAGGUACUUCUCCCCCUCCGCCAGUCAAGGCGCGCAGCCCCGCAGGCGCGUGAGUUUGAGCGACGGCCCAAAUUCUGGCGGAGCCAGCCCGAAGAGAACUGUGACAAUCCGGUUGUGCAAGAGGGCGGAUAGGAUGGUAAGGAAAUAGUAGUAGACAAACGUUCAUCGCACGAUGAUGUUUCAUGAUUCGCAUCCUGACUGCUAGCUCAACAUCGUUUUCAUCGUUCGGCGAUGGUUCCAGUAGUUGUUGAGGACCGUCACCGUUGUUCUGUGGACCAUGAUUAGAAUAAAAAAAUGUUGUCGCAGCUGCACUUGUCCUCCACAAAUUCACAGGUUACAGAUCCGACCGACGGGGGAAACAAGUCCUCCUCGUCCAGCGGCGUCGCUUUCUCCUUCAACGAAAACAACGAAAAGGUCCAGAUUGACAAACCCGCCAAGACCAUAGCAACCGGAGCUUCUGCGUCACCCAAAAUAAAUCCGGCUUCAUCCUCCACCACAACCGUGCUUCUCGGCACAAGAACCUUCCGCAAAGACGAGCGGAUUUUUCACCUCUACGACUGGGCGCGCCAAUUCACGGAGGACGACGAUUUUGAUCUGCGAACCGCCACGAAGGACCACGAGGAGGACGAAAGUCUGAACCAAAAGGUGUUGAUCGAUGACAUCGACUCGGUGACCUUGGCGGGCGUCGGUUUGGACGGAGAAAAAAGCUACGAUUUGAAGGUGGUCACGUUGGCAGAGAUCGAAGCGGAGGGAGGGACUACUGCGGGGGCCGAAAACGCGGAACCGUGGAGCAAGGUGUGGAUUUGAUGAAGGGGACGGAGUGCUACUGGGCCUGACCUGCUUGUACUAGCCGAGGAGAAGAUGAACAACAGCAGGCUUUACGCAGCUUCAGUGUCGUGUAUGUGUAUGAAAGUUAAGAUUGAGAUUCAGAUUUUGCGCAAAAAUAGUCAACGCUUGCUGUUUAUUCUCACGAAGUUCUACAAUAACAGGGUCGACCGACAAGAGAUUGUUUCUUCUUCAAAGAUUUUUUUUGCAUACUCGUCAAAUAAAACGAUAAAUUGCCUAAUGCAACGCUACCCUUGAGUGAACCCAUCUACCAUUGGUGGACACACACGCAAAUACGAACAAACCUCCACUCGUCCGCCAGCAGGUUUGUAACUGUCAUUUACAUUUUGCUGUCGAUUCGACCUGCGAGUUUUUUCUCGUGGUGUCCGUACCAGCAUCAAUCAUUGUACCCAUUACAAGGACUACAAACUACGCACGCGCAGACUUUUUACGAUUACUUUUUUGCAUGAUGACGUUGACGCGAUCAAGAUUACCGGAGGUGCUGCCGCGGUCAGCAAAGCAAACGCAGCCUGCGUCUCAGAUCUUGCUAUUGAAUGUUCGUAGUUCAACGGAAUCACAGGUAUACAAAGCAGAUGAAAAAAUUUACCAACCCAUUCGUUUUUUUUUUUUUCGCGAACUAUUUG
Molecule: messenger RNA, 4952 nt
Organism: Amoebophrya sp. A120
Lineage: Eukaryota; Dinophyceae; Syndiniales; Amoebophryaceae
Source: the annotation of a GenBank genome assembly